This is a messenger RNA of Syngnathus acus (greater pipefish), 2885 nucleotides long. RefSeq names its product neuronal acetylcholine receptor subunit alpha-2-like. The coding region runs from base 209 to 2131 and encodes 640 amino acids. Gene Ontology annotation, cellular component: postsynaptic membrane; neuron projection; synapse. Lineage: Eukaryota; Metazoa; Chordata; Actinopteri; Syngnathiformes; Syngnathidae. Gene Ontology annotation, biological process: chemical synaptic transmission; monoatomic ion transmembrane transport; signal transduction. Gene Ontology annotation, molecular function: acetylcholine-gated monoatomic cation-selective channel activity; transmembrane signaling receptor activity. The record is from RefSeq and is a predicted model, not a curated record. The transcript is spliced from 6 exons.
AUGUGAUCCGAGGAUUUCACCAGAGCGAGGAGGCACCUUGCUCGUGUUGAAUCCAGGCAGGCAGGCGUCCGUCUGUCUCAACUCAAAGUGGACAGCAGAGUGACAGGAGCGGCCAGAUGGAUGAGGCGGAGCAGCACCAGGCUGACAUUGACUCAUUCAAAAUUUGGCUCUUUAAUAAGAUCAUCUGAAGCAAGACCGCACUGUUUCUAUGGCGACAUCGUGCAGCUUGAAAAGCACCAUGGGUGUAAACAAAUGUUUCAGCUUACUUUUGCUCACUCUCGGCACACAAGUCUACUGCUACACUGGACCCCGGGCUCACGCUGAGGAGAAGCUACUCCAGGAUCUGUUUGUGCGUUACAAUAAGCUCUCCAGGCCUGUUGAAAACUCGUCAGACACAGUGCUGGUCCACUUUGGUCUCUCUAUUGCUCAGCUUAUCGAUGUGGAUGAGAAGAACCAGAUGAUGACCACAAACGUCUGGCUCAAGCAAGAAUGGAACGAUUACAAGCUGCGCUGGAACCCAGAGGAAUACGAAAACGUCACCUCCAUCCGCAUUCCUUCAGAGAUUAUCUGGAGGCCUGACAUCGUCCUUUAUAAUAAUGCUGAUGGUGACUUUGCGGUAACCCACCUAACUAAGGCACACCUAUUCCAUGAUGGACGGAUAAAGUGGAUGCCACCAGCCAUCUACAAAUCUUCAUGCAGCAUCGAUGUCACCUUUUUCCCCUUUGACCAACAAAGCUGCAAGAUGAAGUUUGGCUCAUGGACCUAUGACCGGGCCAAGAUUGACCUUAUCAGCAUAGCCAGCGAUGUGGACCAGAUGGACUACUGGGAGAGCGGCGAGUGGGUUAUCAUGAAUGCCGUGGGCAAGUACAACACCAAAAAGUACGAGUGCUGCACUGAGAUCUAUGCAGACAUCACAUACUACUUCAUCAUCCGAAGGCUCCCGCUGUUCUACACCAUUAAUCUUAUCAUCCCCUGUCUGCUUAUCUCCUGUUUGACUGUGCUGGUGUUUUAUUUACCGUCACAAUGUGGAGAGAAGAUCACCUUGUGUAUUUCCGUUUUAUUGUCUCUAACUGUAUUCCUGCUGUUGAUCACAGAGAUAAUACCAUCCACAUCCUUGGUGAUUCCACUCAUUGGCGAAUACCUGCUGUUUACCAUGGUCUUUGUUACCCUUUCAAUUAUAAUCACCGUAUUUGUUUUGAACGUACACCACCGAUCACCUCAAACCCACGGAAUGCCCCAUUGGGUGCGAAGGGUCUUUUUGGACAUGGUGCCCAGGGUCCUGUUCAUGAAGCGGCCCCCGGGCACAGCCAAACAACACUGCAAGAAACUGAUCGAGAUGAUGCACCGCCCAACCAUAAUAUCAGCAACGGGCAACUCCCAGACCUUUUGGACGGGUUUAGAGACAGGGCUGACGCAAAUAGGACAGGUCCAAAUUCCAUCCGACAGCCCAAACAUCCGCGUCUGCUCCCCUUCGCCAUCCUCCUCCCCUAUCAAGGAACUCAACCAGGAAGAUCCUCCAGUUAAGGCCAACAUUUUCUGCCAGUCACCUAUUAAACAGUAUUCAGUUCUCCAACGAGGGCAAAACACUUCCAUCUUGUCAUCUUCUCAACUUUCCUUACCCCCAACUUUGGCUCUCGGACCCCUUCACACCCUUUCCACGGAAGUCACAAAUAAACUGUCGUCAAAGGGCCGCUCACUCAGCGCAGAGCAAAUGUGCGACUUGCAGAGGGAGGUUCCCCUGAGAGCUGCACAACGUUGUCACUCGGGCGGCUUCCAGUACUGUUGCCUCCACAACGAAGGGCCGGAGAAAUGGACUGGGACCCCAGACCAAACCAAACAAGCCUCGACAAAUUGCCUCACAGAAACCCUCAACGCAGAGCCCGCUAAAGACCCAAGAAACCAACAAGAGGCCGUGAUUCAUCGCAUGUCUCCUGCUAUGCAACGAGCCCUUGAGGGUGUUCAAUACAUAGCUGAUCAUCUCAGGGCAGAGGAUGACGACUUCUCGGUGAAGGAGGACUGGAAGUACGUCGCCAUGGUCAUCGACAGAAUAUUCCUCUGGAUGUUUGUUCUGGUGUGUAUACUGGGAUCAGUGGGACUCUUUCUACCUCCUUGGCUGGCUGGAAUGAUCUGAAAUCUACUGGCCCAAGGAAAGAGAAGAACGUUAUUUAACUUGUUUUUGUAUUUUAUUUAUUUUCUUCUUUUUCUUUUUGCAAAGGAGCUUCAAGUGUUUUGUCCCAGAUUAACAUAAAGGAGGGAAGUCUAUCAACAGUUCCUAGGAGCACAGUAAAUAAUUUAUGGGGCUGUGAAAGCAUCCCUUUUCACUUCUCCGUUUUGACAUUGAGCUUUGCAUCUCUAAAUAACGCCUAUGUAACCAGAAUGUCACUCAGUAGGGAACAGACCUCCACCAAGGUUGAACAAUACUAAUUUCAAUCGCCUUCCUAGAUGCACACUUCCUUGUAUCUGCCAGAAUUUGUCAACACGAUAUGUGCAUUAUUCAGUGAGAAAUCAAAGUAAAUAGUGGCAUCUCUUGCAAUUACGGAUGGGUAUGAUAAUCAAUACGUAAGCGUGAAUUAAGAAUUUUGGGGGUAGGUAGUGUCAUUUUAUUCAUUCAGUACAACACCAGCAGGUAGUGUCAUUUUAUUCAUUCAGUACAACACCAGCAUGGAAACAGUUGUUCAGAACAUUCCGACGGGUGCUUGCCAUCCUUUUUAAAAGUAUUUGGAAUGUUCAUUCAUUCACAAGUUUUCCCCAUAGUAAAUCAAGGAAAUUUAUUGAAUUGCACAAAAAGUGAAACAUCCUUAACGCUGCAGAAUUGUCCAAACCAGCACCACCUUUUAUUAAAAUUUAAGUUAAAAACGUAACAAAAUAAAGUGAUUUGCUGUACU